Ricinus communis (castor bean) is the source of this 2148-nucleotide messenger RNA. RefSeq names its product probable aldo-keto reductase 1. Gene Ontology annotation, cellular component: cytoplasm. Bases 1 to 597 code for a protein of 198 amino acids. The transcript has 7 exons. NCBI's taxonomy places the organism in Eukaryota, Viridiplantae, Streptophyta, Magnoliopsida, Malpighiales, Euphorbiaceae. The record is from RefSeq and is a predicted model, not a curated record.
AUGCAAGAGCAUAAGAGUUGCUUCAAGAAUACCAUCCACAAGAUGUUUGGAAUGUCGAAGAUUGUUGCGCAGAGAGAGGCUAAUGUUGAGUCUAAAGAAGUCGAGAGUUCUUUGGCCCUUCGUACUUUUCGAGUUUCUCUAUUGUCCUUAGAACAAAGAGAACAAGCACUCGUUCAAGAAAAUCUAAUUCCAAGAGUCAAACUUCGAAACCAGGGGUUGGAGGUUUCUAAGUUGGGGUUUGAAUGUACCGUUCUCAGUGGACUGUACAAUUAUCCUCUGACUGAUGAGGAAGAAAUACCAAUCAUUAUGCAUGCUUUCAGUAAGGUUAUCACUUUCUUUGACACAACAAAUAUUUAUGGUGAAAAUGCUAAUGAAAGUCUAGUUGGAAAGGCUCUGAAGCAGUUGCCCAGAGAUAAAAUCCAGGUAGCCACUAAAUUUGGUAUGCUCAAAAUAGGACCCGAUGGCCUGGUAGUUUGUGGCCGACCGAAAUAUGUAGGAGAAAGCUCUGAAGCUAGCCUUAAGCGUCUUGAUGUGCAAUAUAUUGAUCUCUAUUACCAGCAUCUUUUGAGGACACGACGGAAGAACUUAAGAAGUUAGUUGAAGAAGGGAAUAAAGUAUAUGUUGGGUUAUUCAAAGCUCUUUCGGAAACAAUAUAGAGGGCUCAUGCAGUGCACCCAUGCUUUACAAAUGGAAUGGUCCCCAUGGUCUCGCGUAUAAAGGGAGAGAUAGUCCCCCUUUGCAGGUAAGUUCUUAAAAGUAAAUCCUCUUGCGAACUCACUAAUUAGUCGGCAAAUUAGCUGUUUCCCCUUUGGUCAGGAAACUGGUCCAAGGUCUUUCUUUGGCUGGAAAACAAUGAUUUUACAUUUCAAACCAUACAAAUUAUAAAUCUUUAUUUAUUUAUGGGUAGGUCAUUGUGUCGUGUUUCCUCAGUCAUAGUAGGAAGGAAAACUCUACCUUAUCCUUGAUAUUUUAGGUGUUGACUCCAUUUGUAUCUUAUAGCUAUUCAUAUUUGUUUGGCUUUUCCAAAAUUUUUGUUUGUCUCAAUGAGUUGAGGUCAGUUUUGCAAGUCCAAUUAGAUUCAUGAGCUCCACUUUGUGGCUUUUAGUGUGCAAUUACUCAUGCUAUCAAUAUUUUAAAUUUGGGCACAGAAAUUCCUGUAUGUUCUCUUUAAGAAAACUCUUUAUUCUGUCGGCUUGAAUUGCUUUUUCCCUUUUGUACACGAGUGAAAGGAGGAAGCCUAUAUAAUGCAAAAAAAAUCGCUGUAGUUUCUAUAUUUAACGGGAACUGUGGGUUCAACAUUCAAAUUCUUUUUAUUUAAUGCAAGGAAAUUGGAACUGGAAUAGUGGCUUAUAGCCCUCUAGGCCGUGGAUCUUUUGGUGAGAAAUAAAAUAUUCCAGCCUUGCCUGCUAAAGGUUCUUGGAAUGAUUUUGGAACUGAUAAACCAUCCACUAUAAAAACGUUUCGAAUUAAUUUUUAUAGUAACUGCCAGGCUGAACAUCCAAGUUUCACCGAUGAAAAUUUAAAAACAAACAAAAUAUUGUACGAACAAGUUGUGAAAGUUGGCCGGAAAGUUCGGCUGUACCUCCUCUCAGUUAGCUCUCGCAUCGCAUGGAUUCUUUGCCAGUGCAUUGAUGCGGUCCCUAUCCCUGGUAAAAGUUUAUCUUCCUUUUUAUUUUUUCUGGUCCAAGAGGUAAAGUUCUGUCGCCUAGUGCAAUUCAGAAGGAAGCAAUUCUUUGUUAGCUCGUAUGCAUUAUGUUGUGCCAAUCCAAUACAAUACUUUUCAAUUUUCUUUUCCUUAUGAAAUUUAUAGGGCAACAAACAAGACCAGGCAUGUAGAUGACAACACUAGCCCUUUGCUGAGUGAAUCUUGCCGUAGAAGAUUUGAAGGAGAUUGCAGAAACCGUAAAUGAUAAUGAGGUGGCCGUCAUUACUAGAACUUACGCCUACAUACUCUUUUACUCUUGGAGGUUCGCAACUACUCCGACUAAAGAAGGAACCGCCUGUCAUCAGAAUUUAUAGUGCACCAGUUCAUUACUUUUGAACCGACAAUAAGCUUAAACUGUGUAUAUAUUAUCUAGCAGUCCAUUUUGUUAAUUCAUUCCUAAAAACGAUCUUUUUAAUUAAGGCUUAAUUCUUACUUAUAUCAUA